Messenger RNA from Cannabis sativa, 1332 nucleotides. Its product is annotated as protein SULFUR DEFICIENCY-INDUCED 2. Gene Ontology annotation, molecular function: protein binding. Lineage: Eukaryota; Viridiplantae; Streptophyta; Magnoliopsida; Rosales; Cannabaceae. The coding region runs from base 194 to 1102 and encodes 302 amino acids. The transcript is spliced from 4 exons. The record is from RefSeq and is a predicted model, not a curated record.
UUAAAAGAAAAUAACGAAUCUAGACACUAUUCCGUCCACAUUCAUUCUUCUCUCUUCUUUCUCUUACAGAAAAUAUAACAAAAGCUAUUUCAUAAAAUUCACAACAAACAAACCAAGCUCAUCUUAAUUUGCCCCUUAAGCUCAUCCCAAUCUUGCUUUUUCCAUUAAUAUAUAUAUAUAUAUAAAUAUAUAUAUGAUGAUGACGAUGAACAGAAGAAAAUCCACAGAGAUAGCAAUUUCAACAGCCUUUCAUGUUCUUCAUAAACUUCCUCCUGGUGAUACCCCUUAUGUUCGAGCUAAGCAUCUUCAGUUAGUUGAGAAGGAUCCAAAUGCAGCCAUAGUAUUAUUUUGGGAGGCAAUAAAUGCAGGAGAUAGAGUAGAUAGUGCCUUGAAAGACAUGGCAAUUGUUAUGAAGCAACAAGAUAGAGCUGAAGAAGCAAUUGAAGCCAUAAAAUCAUUUAGAAAUCAGUGUUCAAAACAAGCUCAAGAAUCUCUUGAUAAUGUCCUUAUUGAUUUGUACAAGAAAUGUGGAAGAGUUGAGGAACAAAUAGAGCUACUAAAACAGAAGCUUAGGAUGAUUUACCAAGGAGAGGCUUUCAAUGGUAAGCCAACAAAGACAGCACGCUCUCAUGGAAGGAAGUUUCAAGUCACCAUUAAGCAAGAGACUUCAAGAAUAUUGGGUAACUUAGGUUGGGCCUAUAUGCAACAAGGAAACUAUCAAGCAGCCGAAGUAGUUUACCAUAAAGCUCAAACAAUCGAUCCCGACGCAAACAAAGCUUGCAACAUGUGCAUGUGCCUCAUCAAGCAAGCACGCUACACUGAGGCACAAGCCGUUGUUGAUCUAGUCCUGCAGCGCAAGCUGUUAGGAUCAGAUGAACCGAAAUCAAUAAAACGAGUCAAGGAACUUGUCAAGGAACUUGAAAAAUGCAAGUCAUCAAGUACAAUACUCAUAUCCUCAUCAAAUUCUUUAGGGUUGAAAAUUGAGGAUGCUUUUCUUGAAGGGCUUGAUCAAUGGAUGAAUCAUCAAUGGACACCCUCUAGAUCUAGAAGACUACCUAUCUUUGAAGAGAUCUCACCAUUUAGAGAUCAAUUGGCUUGUUGAUUGAGUUUAUUUAUAGAUAUAGUUUUGAGAUUUAAAAUGUAAUUAGGCCUUAAUUAUAUAUGCCUUGUAGUGUUCAUGGUGUUGUUUGAUAUUUAGCCUAGGCUAGGAAAAUGUGUACCUAGUUUUGGAUGUAUUCCUUAUGAGCUUGUAAAAAUGGUUGAAUAAACUACAAAUAUAUAGUUAUGGAAUUUUUAUUUGUUGAAAAAAAAAAUAUAUGAAGUAAUUUACAA